Molecule: messenger RNA, 3764 nt
Organism: Fimicolochytrium jonesii
Lineage: Eukaryota; Fungi; Chytridiomycota; Chytridiomycetes; Spizellomycetales; Powellomycetaceae
Product: tRNA synthetases class I-domain-containing protein
Exons: 8
Coding region: 133-3510 (1125 amino acids)
Biological process (GO): isoleucyl-tRNA aminoacylation
Molecular function (GO): isoleucine-tRNA ligase activity; tRNA binding; aminoacyl-tRNA deacylase activity
Source: RefSeq, a predicted model, not a curated record
CAGCGAAUUCCGAAGAACUGUUGGCCGACGAAUUCGCAGCAGAAAGGCGCAAUUCCGUUGAAACUGAACCACAUUCCCGGGGAGAUCUACAAAUACGGGCUUCCCAGCAACGCACUCCGUCCCCGGUGCUGUAUGUCGAGGUUUCGUUGUGAUAUCCAACGUCUUCUCCCACGAACCCCAAGUCGCCUGUACACGUCGCCUUUUCCAGUGAUCUUGUCGCCGCACUCCCACUUGCACCUGCGACUCUCCUCCAACGCUGUUACUCGCAGACCUAACAAGAUGAGCACUAUCCCGGAAAUUGCCGCGAGUCCCUCUUUCCCAAAGGAGGAAGAGAAGAUUCUGCAAUUCUGGAACGACAUUGACGCUUUCCAAACGUCUCUGAAACUUGCGGAAGGCCGCCCACCAUUCUCUUUCUAUGACGGUCCACCGUUCGCCACCGGCCGUCCUCACUACGGACACUUGCUUGCGGGAACCAUCAAGGAUGUCGUCACUCGUUACGCUGCGAGCACCGGGCACUACGUAGAGCGCAGAUUUGGGUGGGACACGCACGGUCUGCCAGUGGAGCACGAGAUCGACAAAAAGCUCAACAUCAAGGGUCCUAACGAUGUCAUGGCGAUGGGCAUUGACAAGUACAACGCAGAAUGCCGUGCUAUUGUCAUGAAGUAUGCUGGGGAAUGGGAGACAACCGUAAACCGUAUGGGUCGCUGGAUCGACUUCAAGAACGACUACAAGACUAUGAACCUGCCCUUCAUGGAGUCUGUUUGGUGGGUCUUCAAGCAGCUGUUCGAUAAGGAGCAGGUUUACCGCGGUUUCAAGAUUAUGCCUUUCUCUACCGGAGUCCACACACCGCUUUCUAACAUGGAGGCAACACAGAACUACAAGGAUGUGACAGAUCCUGCAGUCGUCAUUUCAUUCCCGCUUGUCAGUGAUCCGUCCGUUGCCCUCCUCGCUUGGACGACAACACCUUGGACUCUCCCCAGUAACUUGGGUCUUACGGUGCAUCCUGAGUUCGAAUACGUCAAAAUCAAAGAUGGGGAGACGGGAGCUAUCUGGAUCUUGCUGGAAGGCUGCUUAGGCAUUCUGUACAAGGAUGUGAAGAAGGCGAAGUACACCAUCCUCGAAAAGAUCAAGGGAUCAGAUCUGAAGGGUCUGGAGUACGAGCCGGUCUUUGACUUCUUUAGCGACCGAAAGGGCAGAGCAUUCAAGGUCAUGGCCGACACCUAUGUCACCGCGGACAGCGGUACUGGUAUCGUCCAUUGCGCUCCUACUUUCGGUGAGGACGAUUACCGUGUGGCCGUUGCGAAUGACGUCGUCACUGGGGAAGGUGACUUGCCCAACCCAGUGGACGCGACCGGAUGCUUCACGAGCGAAAUCACGGACUAUGUCGGCGUCUACGUCAAAGACGCGGACAAGCAGAUCCAGAAGGACCUGAAGACGAAGGGCAGACUUAUCCGGCAGUCACAGAUCACGCACAGUUACCCCUUCUGCUGGCGUUCCGACACGCCCCUCAUCUACAAAGCUGUUCCAGGAUGGUUCGUGCGAGUAUCGAACAUCAACGACAAGCUUCUGGCGAACAAUAAAAAGACCUACUGGGUUCCUGAGACCAUCAAAGAAAAGAAAUUCCACAACUGGCUCGAGAACGCCCGCGAUUGGAACAUCUCCCGCAACCGUUACUGGGGAACACCCAUCCCUCUCUGGGUCAGCGAAGAUUACGAGGAAGUCGUCGCUAUUGGUUCCGUUGAGGAGCUCACGGCUUUGUCGGGUGUCCAAGGCAUCACUGAUCUCCACCGGGAUAAGAUUGACCACAUCACUAUCCCAUCGAAGAAGGGCAAAGGAGACCUGCGCAGAAUUCCCGAAGUUUUCGACUGUUGGUUCGAAAGUGGAAGCAUGCCCUACGCACAGCAGCACUACCCCUUCGAAAAUGAACAAAAGUUCAACGGCACCUUCCCAGCGGAUUUCAUUGCGGAGGGUAUCGACCAAACACGUGGUUGGUUCUACACGCUGAUGGUCCUCUCCACACAUCUUUUCGACACGCCACCGUUUAAGAACGUCGUUGUCAACGGUUUGAUUCUUGCCAGCGAUGGAAAGAAGAUGUCGAAGCGUCUGAAGAACUACCCUGACCCGAACGACGUCAUGCACACGUACGGAGCCGAUGUUCUCCGUCUGUACCUCAUCGGCUCCCCUGCCGUGCGGGCCGAAUCCCUGAGGUUCAGGGAGGAAGGAGUGAAGGAGCUGGUUGCAAAGGUGCUGUUGCCGUGGUACAACGCCUACCGGUUCUUCUUUGCCCAGCUCGCCUUGUUGAAGAAAGAGCACAACGUCGAUUUCCAGUACAACCCUGAGAUGGACUUGUCAGGCGAUCGCAAUGUCAUGGACAAGUGGAUCCUCGCCUCGACGCAGACGCUUAUCGACUUCGUCAGGGCGGAGAUGGCCGCUUACCGAUUGUACACGGUCACUCCUCGCCUUCUGAACCUGAUUGAUUCCUUGACGAACUGGUAUGUCCGCUUCAACCGCAAGCGUCUGAAGGGUGACAACGGGCCGGCGGAGGCUGUCACCGCCCUGAACGUGCUCUUCGAGGUGCUGUUCACUCUCUCGAAGUUGAUGGCUCCCUUCACACCGUUCAUUGUGGAAACGAUGUACCAAAACCUGAAGACGUGCAUGCCGGCUACAAAGGAGGACACGCGUAGUAUCCACUUCCUGCCCUUCCCUGAACCAAAAUCCGCAUACUUCAACGCCGACAUCGAGCGCGCCGUGGGCCGGAUGCAGACCGUCAUCGAAUCCGGGCGAUACAUCCGCGACCAGAAGACCCUGCCUCUGAAGACGCCUUUGCGCGAGCUUGUCAUCAUCCAUCCGGACGCGCAGUUCCACUCCGAUGUCAAGGCUCUCGAGGAUUACAUUGUCGAUGAACUGAACAUCCGCACCGUGACGGUAACAUCCGAAGAAGCAAAGUACGGCAUCAAGUACAAGCUUAUCCCCGACUGGAAGACAUUGGGCGGCAAGCUGAAAAAGGAUCUGCCGAAGGUGAAGACUGGGCUUGCCACUGUUUCUCAGGACGACAUCAAGAAAUACGUCUCCACGAACAAGCUUGUGGUCAACGGCAUUGAGCUUGGGGAAGGUGACUUGCAAGUCACCAGGUACUUCGAUGACGAGGGACAGAAGGGUAGCACCUACCACGCCCAUGGGAGCGGUGAUGUUCUGGUCAUCUUGGACACGGCAUUGGACCAGAGCCUCAUCAACGAGGGUUUGGCCCGGGAGGUUAUCAACCGUGUGCAACGGUCACGCAAGGAGGCCAAGCUGCAGCCCACCGAUGACAUCCUCUACUACAUCAAGAUCGUUUCGGAUCCCAACAACGAGCUGCAAACAGUCCUGCAAGAUCAGAAGGACUUCCUGCUCAAGAGCUUGAAGCAGGGCGUUGAGAACAUCGACGCAAAGAAAAGCGGUGCCGAUGUUGUCCUCGAGAUCGAGCAAGAGGUCUCCAACUCGAAGUUCGUGUUGACACUAGUACGAGCUUAGUUUCAUAUUGCAUCUUUACCUCGCACAUCAUCAUAGAAAGGCACGGUCCAACUACACAUUGUUAAGAUCCUUUUCGCACAUAUAACGACAGAUCACAUUCGUAGAUAGGACAUUGCAUCUAGACCAGGAAUCUGCUCUGUGUCAUCUUCUUAUCAUUAGACUGUGGCCGCAUGUUUGCUAUCGUUGGAAAUGCCCCUGAUGAGGACGCUGCAUGGGGAAAUUCACCGAUCAACGCAAGCAGGAGCUGUGGGGGC